CCCCCCCCGCUGACACCAUUCCCCACUGGAUGCUGCAGCCUACACUGGCUUUUUGGCCCCUCUGCGUUGCUGACGUGGCACAAAAGGACGAGGAUGCUGCUAGGGACCUGGCCAGCUUCAUGCAACAAUUUCUACAGGCAUAGCACGCUACAAUGAAGAGGACAAUCUUCUCCUUCUUUCGUGGCCUCACUGUGAGCACCUCCCUGCCUGGCUAUGUCAUUUUCUUCAUUGCUCUGCACAUUCACCGUUUGGCAAUAGCGCAGUUCACAGUGACUGGACCUGACCAUCCAAUCACCGUCCCUGUUGGUGGGGAGGCCGUCUUGCCCUGCCACCUCUCCCCCAGGACAAGUGCUCAGGACAUGGAGCUGCGGUGGUUCAGAUUGAAAUUCUCUGCAGUCGUGCACCAGUAUGCCAAGGGCCAGGAUCAGUAUGAUGGGCAGAUGCUGGAAUAUCAUGGGAGGACAGAGCUGCUGAAAGAUGACAUCACUAAUGGGAAUGUUUCCCUGAGACUACGCCCUGUCAGGCCCUCUGAUCACGGGCAGUACACUUGCCUCUUUCAAUCCAGAGUCUUCUAUGAAGAAGCCUUUUUGGAACUAAUGGUAUCAGCGAUCGGCUCAGACCCCCACAUCUCUGUGGAUGGUCACCAGGAUGGAGGGAUCCGGGUGGUGUGUCACUCGACUGGGUGGCACCCAGAACCCCAGGCUCAGUGGAGAGAUCACCAUGGGCAGCAUCUCCCAUCUGCCUCUGAAGACAUUUCCAAGGAAGCCAACGGGCUGUUUCACAGUCAGAUUUCUAUUGUUAUAACAGAAGAUUCCAACCAGAAUUUGUCUUGUUCUGUCAGGAACCCGCUUGUCAACCAAGAGAAAAUAUCAACAGUUUCCCUUGCAGAGCUGUUUUUCCCAAGGGUCAGUCCCUGGAUGGUGGCUCUGUGGGUGAGCCUGGCUGUUCUCAUUCCCCCGGCUGGCUACUGCUUCUGGAGGCAGCACAGAGCAAAAGAAGAACAUCGUGAAGAGAAAGGGAAACUCUUCACUGAAUUUGGGCUUGGGUUGAGAAGAGCCCAGCUAUAUGCAGGUAUUGUACAUAGAUCUGAUACUUUAUUCAUGUCAACGGCAUCCCACCUCUUGCCUCAUUUCCCACUUUCAUAUCAAAAGCAAUAGACUAGAAAAGAGACAACAGAGAGUGGACGUGAUAAAGGGCUAUAGAAUCAUGACUGGUGUGGGGAAAGUAGAUA
Pelodiscus sinensis (Chinese soft-shelled turtle) is the source of this 1231-nucleotide messenger RNA. NCBI's taxonomy places the organism in Eukaryota, Metazoa, Chordata, Testudines, Trionychidae. The record is from RefSeq and is a predicted model, not a curated record.